CCCGUGGUCUGGCCUGGUGCCCCGGUUCCCGUGGUACGGCCUGGUGCCUCGGUGCCCAUGGUCCGGCCUGGUGCCUCGGCGCCCAUGGUCCAGCCUGGUGCCUCGGUGCCCGUGGUCCAGCCUGGUGCCCCGAUGCCCGCUGUCGUGCCAGAUGACUCAGUGCCCGCUGUCGUGCCAGAUGACUCGGUGCCCGCUGUCGUGCCAGGUGACUCGGUGCCCGCUGUCAUGCCAGGUAACCUGGUGCCCGCUGUUAUGCCAGAUGACUCGGCGCCCGCUGUCGAACUUGGUGACUCGGUGCCCGCUGUCGUGCCAGGAGACUCGGUGCCCACUGUCGUGCCAGAUGACUCAGUGCCCGCUGUCGAGCUUGGUGACUCGGUGCCCCUGUUGUGCCAGAUGACUUGGUGCCCGCUGUCAUGCCAGAUGACUCGGUGCCCGCUGUCGAGCUUGGUGACCCAGUGCCCGCGGUUCUGCUAGAUGAUUCGUGCCCGCUGUCGAGCUUGGUGACCCGGUGCCCACGGUUCUGC
Staurois parvus is the source of this 524-nucleotide messenger RNA. The record is from the annotation of a GenBank genome assembly. NCBI's taxonomy places the organism in Eukaryota, Metazoa, Chordata, Amphibia, Anura, Ranidae.